Vespa velutina is the source of this 1349-nucleotide messenger RNA. RefSeq lists its product as uncharacterized. NCBI's taxonomy places the organism in Eukaryota, Metazoa, Arthropoda, Insecta, Hymenoptera, Vespidae. The record is from RefSeq and is a predicted model, not a curated record. The transcript is spliced from 2 exons. The coding region runs from base 446 to 1138 and encodes 230 amino acids.
UUCUAUGUAAAAAGAUAAGCAAAAAAAUUUCUAUUACAUUUUUACAGUCUAUAUAAUGAUUUAUGAGUAUACAUGAAUUUGAUACAUGUAUUUGUUUAUAGUUUAAAAAUCGUUACUAUUAUAAUUUUCAUUAUAAAAUUAACAGAGAUAUAAUAAAAGUAAUAUUUUUUUACUGUUUUGUAACCCUUCAAAAUUUCGCGGGUGAAAUUGAGCCGCCAUCUAGCGAAUUCUUUCGUAAUCAUGUUCAUACGGAGAAUUGGAUUAUAUCGCUGUUGGCUGCACUGCUGUAACACGUGUUUGAGGUUAUAAUAUUCUCCUGUAAGUACUACGAGCUUUAUUUGUUUAAGUUCAGUUACGUUUUAUGCGUUAAAUAGUAGUGGAUAUUUCAAUAAUUUUAUUGGUAUUAAAGAUAGGAUUUUAAUUCAAUUCGUGAUAAAACGAGAUCAUGGAAAAAGUCGAACACUUGUGGAAUGUAACUAAAUAUUUGACGAAGUUGCGAUGUCCAGAAGCAAACAGAUUACAAAACUUUUAUAUAGAACGUUGUAGAAAUGCAGCUAACGAGGUCGAGCUACCAAAAAAAUGUUUUGGACCUUUAAUAAUGUGUUCUCAUUGCGGUUCACUUUGGGCGACUAUAAAUCAUCAAGUACGAAUAUUACCUGGUAGAAAGAUUUCCCAUUCAGUUGGUAAGAUGAUUAAAACAAAUACCAAUGGGUACAAAGUAUCUAAGGUUCGAGCUAAAUUAAUAAAAAAAUGUAAAAAGAAGGAAAUGAAUAAACUCUCGAUAAAAUGUUCUGUUUGUUUACAUCGAACAGAAAUACAAAUGAAUAAACCAAAGAGAAAAGUUGAAACCUUUGAUAAUACGUUAGAGAAAUCUAAAAUUCUACAGAAAAAAAAGAAGAAAAAGGGAAAAGACAAAACGGUUGGAUUAAAUAUUUCUGGAAACCUUGUUCCAGAAUUACAAUCGAACGAAAGUAAGAAAAUUCCUUUAAAGAGUAACACCAGUCAGUUUAAAACUAAGAAUUUAAAAACACCAAAGAUAAAGAAAUUAAAUAUAAAUAAAAUGAAAGAUAUUGUAAAUCAAGGUAUGACGCCACCUAAUAGAAAGAGUUUGACAAAUUUUUUAAAAGAGCUCGUAUAAAACAAAAAUUAAAAAGUGUAUCAUCCUAUUGUACUAAACGAUUUAGGCUCAUUGCCUACAUAGUAAUUUAUUAAGCUUUGAAUUGCUUCCUACAUACGAUGGGUACUGAUAAAAUAAAUAAGUACCGCAUUAAAAUACGUGGAACGUAGAUUUUUUUUUUUUUUUUUUUUUUUUUUUUAUAGAAUCUUGAAGGUUUCUCACGUGUUUAUUU